Molecule: messenger RNA, 531 nt
Organism: Pseudonaja textilis
Lineage: Eukaryota; Metazoa; Chordata; Lepidosauria; Squamata; Elapidae
Source: RefSeq, a predicted model, not a curated record
AUGGAGCUAGCUUCUGAAGAAUCUGAAGAGGAUAAAGAACAUACAUGUGAGACAUUGCUGAUGUGCAUUGUUACUGUGCUUAGUCAUGGGCUGAGAAGCGGGGGCGGAGUAGGAGAUGUACUCAGGAAACCAUCCAAGGAGGAACCUCUCUUUGCUGCAAGAGUGAUAUAUGACCUUCUCUUCUUCUUCAUGGUGAUCAUUAUUGUCCUUAAUCUGAUUUUUGGAGUCAUUAUUGAUACCUUUGCUGAUCUAAGAAGUGAGAAACAGAAGAAAGAAGAAAUUUUGAAAACAACAUGCUUUAUUUGUGGUUUGGAAAGAGACAAGUUUGAUAACAAGACGGUGACUUUUGAAGAACACAUUAAAGAGGAGCACAAUAUGUGGCACUAUUUAUGCUUCAUUGUGUUGGUAAAAGUAAAAGACUCUACAGAAUAUACAGGGCCCGAGAGUUAUGUAGCAGAAAUGAUAAAGGUGAGUUUUCCCAUGCUACAGCCCUCAGGCUCCAAAGAUCUGAAAUUGUGGGUCCCAGUGUAA